Magallana angulata is the source of this 2469-nucleotide messenger RNA. RefSeq lists its product as uncharacterized. The record is from RefSeq and is a predicted model, not a curated record. Lineage: Eukaryota; Metazoa; Mollusca; Bivalvia; Ostreida; Ostreidae. Bases 14 to 1195 code for a protein of 393 amino acids. The transcript is spliced from 4 exons.
CAUAAUAGGCAAGAUGGCGGGACCGACGACUGACACAAACCUUGGUCCAGUCAUAAAUAUAUUAAAGUACAUGCCUGAAACAGUUAGAUUUGCAAUGUUAAGGCUUGGGAAAGAUUGUAAUGCUGAUGGCAGUUAUUCGUUCAUGGAUGCAAAGUGUAGUGUUUCAGUCAUCAGAGAUGAGAGGGAAGUGAUGAUGGUGAGAAAUUUCAACAAAGUUUUCAAACGUGGGAUUGAUCUUAUGAACGAACUUAAAAGUGGAGACAUGAACUCUUUCAAAAACAUGGAAAAAAACUACAAAGCGGCGAUAAUUGUUUUGGCCAAAUUUUUAGAAGAAAAGGAGAUACAUGAAAAAAGUCUGAACAAUGUUAUAAACAGAAAGCAGAAUGAAGGAGAUGAUUCAUGCCAAAACACUGAACUAACAGUAGCUUUAGCAGAGCAUUUACUUGGAAGACUUGCACCAAGACAGUCCUAUAUCAUUGAUUCCAGAGCUAAAAGAAACGGAAGAUGUAGCUGUGGAGAAAAGCAUUGUGUAAAAGAUCCAACAUAUGGAAGCACUGGCAUAGGUCAUGAGGAAGUUUGGCAUGGACAUGUUGAUAUCAUAUUUUCAUCACAUGAGGGCGUUGAACCAGAAAGUACUGGCUGUGCUGUUAGGCCUCUAGUAACGGAUUCUGAAACGAGAACCAAUGAUGCUGAAGAAAUGGAAGAUGAAUCUGAUGGAUUGCCAAGUGGUAACACAGUAGAUGAAGACAAACAAUCAACUAUUGGGGCCGAAGAUCAGUCUGUUGCAGAAACAAUUGUAUUUUCUUUAAUUCAAAGAAUUCACCAUACAGACCUUAAAACUCAUUUGAUACCGUAUAUUGUUAUUUCUUCUUGUGAUUUUAGGAUACUUAUGUAUGAUGCAGAUAAUGAUGUUUUCCUUUGUAGUAUGCUUCUUCCUUUACUUCAGGAUAAUUGUCUGCACAUUACAUCUGUUCUAAUUCUCUGGAUGGCUCUGCACUAUAGGAUAUUUUGCUCAGGAAUAGAUAUUGAUCCUAAAGAGAUUGACAGAGUUCAAUCUAAGUUUAGGAAUAUAGUCGGAGAGAAAUGGGAGAUUUAUUCUAAAUCAUUAAAAUUAGGUGUUGCAAAUUUUCCAGUUGUCAGUAAGAAUACUUUUCCUUCAAAUGAAGACAUAAUGUUAGGAACAGAGCUAUUUUAAGAGUUGGAUGGGGCUCAGUGUUACAGGAACUAUUUUGAGGGUUGGAUGGGGCUCAGUGUUACAGGAACUGUUUUAAGGGUUGGAUGGGGCUCAGUGUUACAGCAACUGUUUUAGGAGUUGUAUGGGGCUCAGUGUUACAGUAACUGUUUUUGGAGUGGGAUGGGGCUUAGUGUUACAGGAACUGUUUUAGGGGUUGGAUGGGGCUUAGUGUUACAGGAACUGUUUUAAGGGUUGGAUGGGGCUCAGUGUUACAGGAAUUGUUUUAAGGGUUGGAUGGGGCUUAGUGUUACAGGAACUGUUUUAAGGGUUGGAUGGGGCUCAGUGCUACAGGAACUGUUUUAGGAGUUGAAUGGGGCUCAGUGUUACAGGAACUGCUUUAGGAGUUGGAUGGGGCUCAGUGCUAGAGGAACUGUUUUAGGAGUUGGAAGGGGCUCAGUGUUACAGGAACUGUUUUUGGAGUUGGAUGGGGCUCAGUGUUACAGGAACUGUUUUAAGAGUUGGAUGGGGCUCAGUGCUAGAGGAACUGUUUUAGGAGUUGGAUGGGGCUCAGUGUUACUGGAACUGUUUUAGGAGUUGGAUGGGGCUCAGUGUUACAGGAAUUGUUUUAAGGGUUGGAUGGGGCUCAGUGUUACAGGAACUGUUUUAAGUGUUGGAUGGGGCUCAGUGCUAGAGGAACUGUUUUAGGAGUUGGAUGGGGCUCGGUGUUACAGGAACUGUUUUAAGGGUUGGAUGGGGCUUAGUGUUACAGGAACUGUUUUAGGAGUUGGAUGGGGCUCAGUCAUUCAUUGAGGGCUCCAUUUUUAGACUGUAUUGAUCUCCUUUAGAAGAAGAGCUCUGUAUAAAAAUAAAGGAAAAAGCCCAAAUUUAAUACUAAAAAUUUAUGUUUUUUUCCUUGAGUUAAAAAUAGUUUAUAGGUAUACAAAUCUUCUUUAAUUUAAGGUAGAUUUGAUGAUUUAAUUGGUGACCACCGAGCCUCUUUAAGCUUUGUUAUCUUUGCCUCUCUAUGUUUUUUCUAUGAAUUCACAUUUAAAUACGGUGUACAGUUAUUGUUGAAGUCAUUGUAUACAUUGUAUACCGUAUUAUGAAUGCAACAUUUUGUCAUCUACAAACAUUGGUACAAUAACAUAAUUAUAUGCAUUGAUUAUCAAUAUGAUGUUAUUAUUCAGUUCCAAGUUGGGCAUUUUGUCAGGUUCGAAUUGUUCUUGCUCAUUGUUAUUAGAAAAUGUAAUUUUUUAAAAACAAUAAAUUCAGCGUAUUAUAUAGAAUUUAUUGUU